This is a messenger RNA of Sinocyclocheilus rhinocerous, 906 nucleotides long. Its product is annotated as SLAM family member 5-like. The transcript has 6 exons. Bases 1 to 906 code for a protein of 301 amino acids. NCBI's taxonomy places the organism in Eukaryota, Metazoa, Chordata, Actinopteri, Cypriniformes, Cyprinidae. The record is from RefSeq and is a predicted model, not a curated record.
AUGUUUAAUGCGCUUGUUUUGUUAUGUUUGUGCUGGUGGCAUUUGAUUGGUGUGUUUCGCGCCGAGACAAAUGAAACCCAGUCAGUGAUGGAGGGAGAUUCUGUUACUCUAAACACUGAUGUUACUGAAAUACAUGAAGAUGAUGAAAUAAUGUGGAAUUUUGGAGAUGAAAAGUCUCUGAUAGCUCAAAUAAAUAGAGCCUCUAAAAAUUUCUUCACAUAUAAUGAUGAGAGAUUCAGAGACAGACUGAAGCUGGACAAUCAGACUGGAUCUCUGACCAUCACAAACAUCACAACUCAACACGCUGGACUCUAUAAACUACAGAUAAUUGCAGCGAAACUGUCAUCAAAGACAUUCAGUGUUUCUGUCUAUGCUCGUCUGCCCACUCCUUACAUUACCAGAGAUUGUUCACACAAUUUUUCAUCUUCAUCACAGCAGAAUUGUUCAUUGUUGUGUUCAGUGGUGAAUGUGGGUCAUGUGACUCUCUCCUGGUACAAAGGAAACAGUUUAUUGUCCAGCAUCAGUGUGUCUGAUCUCAGCAUCAGUCUCUCUCUACCUCUGGAGGUGGAAUAUCAGGAGAAAAACACCUACAGCUGUGUGCUCAACAAUCCCAUCAACAACCAGACCACACAUCUGGACAUCAGCAAACUCUGUCAGAUUCACUCAGGCUCAGUCUCUCUGAUAGUGUUGAUUUCUGCUGCUGCUGCUGCUGCUGGAUCUCUGUUGAUUGUAGCUGCAGUCAGGAUAUUCUGCAUCUGCUGGAAACACCGAAAAAAUGAUCAUGAAGUUGAGACCCAUGAUGAAGACAUAAUUUAUGCUGAUCCCACUUUUCUCAAAAGAAAAGCAUAUAAAUCGGAGGUUAAAGAGGAAGAUCGUGUGGAGUAUGUACCUAUUGCCAUGAGAUGA